UUAUCAGCUCCAGUCGAACGAUCGCGGAUCGUAGGCAGAUGUCCGUUGCAACAUUUAAUUUUUUUUUUUUUCUUUCUGUAUUUUGAGCGUUUUGUUUUUUUGUUUUUUGUUUUUUGUUUUCUGGUUGUGUGGAUUUUGGUUGCAAGCAAACAGAAGCGCGAAAAGUGGCUGGAAAAUGCAGGAAAAUUGACGGAGCUCCGGAGCAUAUAAAAUGCCACCGAGUUUCGAGACCAAAUUAGUUGACUCGAAACAUUUCACCGCGUCGGUUUUGGAUUUCUCCUCCGAGAUACAUCUCCAAGAAAAAGUAUAGGCCACCAUGUUCAGCUAUCGCCUGGAAAUGUUGCUCCUGCUGGGUCUCCAGCUGGGCCUCCUCAUCUCCGGCUAUCCCCUGGGCGAGGACCUCUCCGGUGGCGUCCACUCCGCCGGUCUGCUGGGCAGCUAUGCCGGAGGCCUGACUGGCGGGGAGGCCCUCUCCAAGCUGGACUUUAGCUCCGAGGUGUCCUCCCACGAGUUUGGAGGCGUCUCUGACGGUGACCAACUGGGCUCCCUGGGCGAUCACCUCAGUGAGGACCACUUCCCGGCCGACUACGGCAGCAGUGCGGACGGUGGCGAGGAGUACGCCGAGGCCAGUGAGAUCCACUCGCACUACGAGGAUCAUCACGAGGACGAGCACAAGCCGGUGCCCGGGAUCGAUCACGGCAAGGGCGCCUUCAGCUACAGCACCCUGUACGAGUUCAAGGACCGGGACGAGCACGAGAUCCACCAACUGCAGCACCAGGCCCUGGAGCAGCAGGUGGAGCACCAGCAGGCGGAGGUCCACCACCUGGAGAGUCACUCCGACCACGACCUGGGACUGGGCCAUCUGGAGGAGCUCUACUAGGACUGUGAUUGUCUAGAAAACCAAAUCAGAACCAGAACACCAUAUCCUAGCUAUUUUUUGUUUUUUUUUUUGUUAAAAGUUACAGAAAUAUUUAAAGACCAAAGUUGAGCUUGAAGGCUUGCAGAAAUAAUAAAGUUUAUAUUUAAAAAAGUAAAUUUCUUA
Molecule: messenger RNA, 1042 nt
Organism: Drosophila ananassae
Lineage: Eukaryota; Metazoa; Arthropoda; Insecta; Diptera; Drosophilidae
Exons: 1
Coding region: 317-880 (187 amino acids)
Source: RefSeq, a predicted model, not a curated record